UAAAUAAGACGGCCAACGCAGAGGCGGGAGCGCAGAGCGUUUAAAAAAAACGGCUGGGUACUGUUGACACGCGGCGGCAAUGGCUGGCGGAAAAGCGGGUAAAGACUCUGGCAAGGCGAAAACCAAAGCGGUUUCCCGCUCACAGCGAGCCGGGUUGCAGUUUCCGGUAGGUCGCAUCCACCGGCAUCUGAAGUCGAGGACGACGAGUCACGGCCGAGUGGGCGCUACGGCGGCCGUUUACAGCGCGGCUAUUCUGGAGUACCUGACCGCCGAGGUGCUGGAGCUUGCAGGAAAUGCGUCCAAAGAUUUAAAGGUGAAGCGUAUUACCCCUCGUCACUUGCAGCUUGCUAUCCGUGGUGAUGAAGAGUUGGAUUCUUUAAUCAAGGCCACCAUUGCAGGAGGUGGUGUCAUUCCACACAUCCACAAAUCUCUAAUUGGCAAGAAGGGACAGCAGAAGACUGUUUGAGGAUUAAAUGUCAUUUUUAUUUUUUAGUUCAUUAUCUCAGGACUCCAUUUUUGUUUAAUCAGCUGUAGAAAUUUUGGAGGAUCUGGCUGAACAGACACUGGACUUCUGAAAUGUGAUUAGAAAAAUCUUUUUAUCUCCAUAUAUGGGGGGAGGGGUCAUUUUAAAAUAAAGCUAAAAGUAAUAGUUCCCUGUGCAAUGGUAUUGGGAAGCAAAGUCUGACUGGUGGAACUGAGUGAGCUGGAGAUGUUCUCUGGCUCCUGCCUUUUUAAUGAGGCCCUAAUGCAAUGUUUUAAAUGCAGGAAGAGCUUAUUGCUUGUAUAACUUUAUUUUUGGAGUGAAAUGGAAUCUGAAUGGGUUGUCUGACUGUCUCCUUUGGGUGAAGUUUUCAAUAAAAUGCAUUCAAAAACAAC
Mobula hypostoma (lesser devil ray) is the source of this 876-nucleotide messenger RNA. Its product is annotated as histone H2A.Z. NCBI's taxonomy places the organism in Eukaryota, Metazoa, Chordata, Chondrichthyes, Myliobatiformes, Myliobatidae. Gene Ontology annotation, biological process: heterochromatin formation. The transcript has 5 exons. Gene Ontology annotation, molecular function: DNA binding; protein heterodimerization activity; structural constituent of chromatin. The record is from RefSeq and is a predicted model, not a curated record. Gene Ontology annotation, cellular component: chromatin; nucleosome. The coding region runs from base 80 to 466 and encodes 128 amino acids.